AUGAGGCCGAGCCUCCAUGCUCGCAGGAAUUUCUUCUUUAUCUCGUGCGUUGUCCUCGCAGAGCCCGUAUCGUCCACCGUUUUGUUGCCAUUCAUUUACUUCAUGGUCAAGGGGUUCGGGUACUCCGGAGGGGAAAUAGGCUUUCGCGCAGGCAUCAUCACGUCUUCCUUCUUUGUAGUUCAGAUGUUCUCUAAUCCUAUCUGGAGUCUUCUUUCUGAUCGUGUUGGCCGCAAGCCAUGCCUGGUGUUAGGUCUCUUGGGGACAGCGGUGAGUAUGGUCGCUUUUGGGAUGUCGCCGAAUCUCACCUGGGCCAUCGCGUCUCGUUCCAUGUGCGGUCUGAUGAACGGCAAUAGCCCAAUCGCCCGUACUGUGGUGGGCGAGCUGUCAGAAGCCACGGGAAUGGACAAGGCGAAGGCGUUUAGCCUCUUUGGCUUCUGCCUCGCGGCGGGAUGGACGAUUGGCCCGCUGAUUGGGGGUACGCUUGCCGAUCCUACAAACCACUUUGGACUUCAGGGACCGUACAACGUGUUAAAGACGUACCCGUGGCUUUUGCCGUGCCUGUUCAUCGCGGUUUACAACGUAGUGGUUGUCACACUUACGUGCAUUUAUAUGGAUGAAACUUCGUCACUUACCUCAACGAAAGCCAUCCAAGAGAACCACGACAGGGUCAGAACCCAUUGUGAGACUGAUCCCCUGCUUUCAGAGCAUGAUCAGGCCACACGGGAGAGCAGUCAUACAUCAAAUGAUUCCCAGGCAGAAGAGAUGGACGUACCAAGAAUAAACUUUCGAAGAAUUCAAGGCCUCUCCAUGUUGACAGCGAUAUGCUACUUCAUUCACAUAAUCUGUUUCGAUGAGCUCUUCCCGCUCUUCGCAGCAUCGAGCCUCGAAGUAGGCAUCGGUCUCUCUUUCAAUCCUCGAGAUAUUGCUCGUGCCCUUCUAUUCGCCGGUCCUGCUAUGUUUGGAUCCCUGCUGGUGUUCAGCACGCUUCAUCGAAGGUACGGCUCACGCACGCUUUACCGGUCGACUGCUGUGGUUUUUACUAUCGUUUACCCGCUCUUCUCGAUGCUUCCUCACCUUGCAGGAUCGACCGGCGGGUCCAGUCUAUGGAUUCUUCUGACUCCUCUCGUCAUGCUAAGAUACGCCGCAAUGGUCAUUGGACUGGCAAGCAUCCAAAUAAUAUUCAAUGAUGUGGCUGCGCCAUCGGAGCGUGCAUUUCUCAACGGACUGGCCCAGUCCGUAGGCUCUUUCGCUAGGGCCAUAGGGCCCACGCUGGGAGGCACCGUCUGGUCCUGGAGUGUGAGCAACGGACUUCCAGCGCCACUCGAAUUUCAUGCGACGGUGGGAACUCGAAUCUCCCUCAACUAUACGAUCUUCUACAGCUGA
Messenger RNA from Pseudomassariella vexata, 1383 nucleotides. RefSeq names its product major facilitator superfamily domain-containing protein. The record is from RefSeq and is a predicted model, not a curated record. NCBI's taxonomy places the organism in Eukaryota, Fungi, Ascomycota, Sordariomycetes, Amphisphaeriales, Pseudomassariaceae. Gene Ontology annotation, molecular function: transmembrane transporter activity. Bases 1 to 1383 code for a protein of 460 amino acids. The transcript has 4 exons. Gene Ontology annotation, biological process: transmembrane transport.